Messenger RNA from Nematolebias whitei (Rio pearlfish), 630 nucleotides. Its product is annotated as adhesion G protein-coupled receptor L3-like. Bases 169 to 630 code for a protein of 153 amino acids. Gene Ontology annotation, biological process: signal transduction. The transcript has 3 exons. Gene Ontology annotation, molecular function: carbohydrate binding. The record is from RefSeq and is a predicted model, not a curated record. Lineage: Eukaryota; Metazoa; Chordata; Actinopteri; Cyprinodontiformes; Rivulidae.
AAAGCAUCUGGAAUCGGAGCAACGAGCCGUUUUAGCCUGUUAGGGAAAGAACGGCGCGGUGGAAAGGACCGUCGUGAAGGAAGCAACCGAUCGGGGCUCACGCCAGCCAAAGACUUCGUUCUGAGCUCAUCUGGGACUCUGAGCAGCGGGCGGUGAGAGAAGGAGGCCAUGUGGACCGCACGCCUGCUAGUCCUCGCCAGCCUCUUUGCACCAGCCGCUCUGGCUCUCAGCAGAGCGCCCGUCCCCAUGGCGGUGGUGAGGAGGGAGUUGUCCUGCGAGAGCUACCCUAUCGAGCUGCGCUGCCCGGGCACCGAUGUCAUCAUGAUCGAGAGCGCCAACUAUGGCCGCACGGACGACAAGAUCUGCGACGCCGACCCCGCGCAGAUGGAGAACACGCGGUGUUAUUUGCCCGAUGCGUACAAGAUCAUGUCUCAAAGGUGUAACAACAGGACUCAGUGCGCUGUUGUGGCCGGACCCGACGUGUUUCCAGAUCCCUGCCCCGGAACCUACAAAUACUUGGAAGUCCAGUACGAAUGCGUGCCCUACAGUAUGUAUCCGCUCAUCCCUAACACUCUAAUCCGUUCUCAAUUCCUCUUAACAACACUGGCUCAUCAGCUGCUCGCUCAUUAG